Messenger RNA from Schizophyllum commune H4-8, 2340 nucleotides. RefSeq names its product homoaconitase. Bases 49 to 2226 code for a protein of 725 amino acids. Gene Ontology annotation, molecular function: homoaconitate hydratase activity; 4 iron, 4 sulfur cluster binding. Gene Ontology annotation, biological process: L-lysine biosynthetic process. The record is from RefSeq and is a predicted model, not a curated record. NCBI's taxonomy places the organism in Eukaryota, Fungi, Basidiomycota, Agaricomycetes, Agaricales, Schizophyllaceae. The transcript has 2 exons.
CUUGUUUGCAUCCAUUCCUCCUCAUCCCGACUUGUCAUCGUCCAAGCUAUGCGCCUACCGUUCUGGGCACUCCAGAAUGGCGCGCGACGGUCGCUGGCGACGGCCGCGAGUACCUCUCGUGCCCCGCAAACCGUGAUCGAGAAGGUCGUCCAGCGGUAUGCUGUGGGACUUCCCCCAGGCAAGGCCGUGAAGGCAGGGGACUAUGUCAUGAUACAGCCUGAACAUGUUAUGACCCAUGAUAACACUGGUCCUGUCAUCUCCAAGUUCAAGGCUAUCGGCGCGACCAAGAUUCACAACCCGAGGCAGCCCGUCUUCACCAUCGAUCACGACGUACAGAACAAGUCGCCAAAGAAUCUCGCGAAGUAUGCCUCCAUGGAACAGUUUGCGCGGCAACACAAUAUCGACUUCUACCCCGCAGGCCGCGGGAUCGGGCACCAGGUCCUCGUUGAGGAAGGAUAUGCAUUCCCCUACACCCUCACUGUCGCUAGCGAUAGCCACAGCAACAUGUACGGAGGCGUGGGCGCGGUGGGAACUCCCAUUGUCCGCACGGACGCUGCCGCCCUCUGGGCGACUGGAAAGACUUGGUGGCAGAUCCCCCGCAUGGUCAAGGUCGAAUUCAUGGGCAGGCUCGCGCCUGGGGUCACGGGCAAGGAUGUCAUCGUUGCCCUCUGUGGCUGCUUCAACAAUGAUGAGGUGCUCAACGCGGCUAUCGAGUUCACGGGCGAGGGCGUGCGGUCACUAUCAUUGGACGAACGCCUGACUAUCGCGAACAUGACCACCGAAUGGGGCGCCCUCGUAGGCUAUUUCCCGGUCGACGAGGUCACCUUGGAAUGGUAUGAGAAGGCGCUGAAGAAGCUCGAGGGCAGGACGUUCGCCGCACCUGGCAUCAACCUCCCCCCGCCGCCCGAGCACCCCAGGAUCAACCGCCGCCGACUCGACGCCCUCAAGGCCUCGCUGAUGACCUCGGAUCCCGACGCCGAGUACGCAUCGCACCUCGUCUUUGACCUCGCCACCCUCGUCCCCCACGCAUCCGGCCCCAACAGCGUCAAGAUCUCGACCCCGCUUCCCGAGUUGGAGGAGCAGCGCAUCGCGAUCAACAAGGCCUACCUCGUGAGCUGCACGAACUCACGCUUGUCUGACAUCGCCGCCGCUGCCGAGGUCGUGCGCGGCCACAAAGUCGCGCCGGGCGUCGAGUUCUACAUCGCCGCUGCGAGCUCCGCUGUUCAAGCGGAGGCGGAGGCUACGGGCGAUUGGCAGACGCUCCAACGUGCGGGUGCGAAGACACUUCCCGCUGGCUGCGGACCCUGUAUUGGGCUUGGUACCGGUCUCCUGGAGGAAGGCGAAGUGGGCAUCAGCGCGACGAACCGAAACUACAAGGGUCGCAUGGGCCACCCGAAAGCGCUUGCAUAUCUUGCUAGCCCCGCCGUCGUCGCUGCGAGUGCUAUCAAUGGCUAUAUCUCCAGCCCAGCCACCCUCGACCGCUCCGCGCUGCCGCCCGUCGGCGCGCCCACUUUCUCCAUCGUCGACGUGCCGCGCAAGGAAGGUGCGGGGAGCUCCGCCUCCACGGAGGAGACCCUCGUCCCCGGCUUCCCUACCGCGUUCCGCGGUCCCCUGCUCUUCGCGCCGCAGGACAACCUGAACACGGACGGUAUCUACCCCGGCAAGUACACCUACCAGGACGACAUCACGCUCGAGCGCCAGGCGCAGGUCGUGAUGGAGAACUACGACCCCGCCUUCGCGCCCCUCGUCGCCGAGCUCGUCGCCGCCGAGCGCGCCGCGCCUGCGGAGGAGAGCGUGAAGCCGGGCGUCAUCCUCCUGGCCGGGUACAACUUCGGCACCGGCUCCUCGCGCGAGCAGGCGGCGACGGCGCUGAAGGCGGCCGGCGUGCCCGUCGUCGUCGCGGGCUCCUUUGGCGACAUCUUCAAGCGGAACGCGAUCAACAACGGGCUCGUCUGCAUCGAGUGCCCCGAGCUCGUCGCCGACAUGACGAAGGCGUAUGCGAAGGAUGGGCAGCGCGGUGCAGGUGGACUGGAGGGCGAGCUGACGGUCGACAACGGGUACAAGGUCAACCUCAACAUGAAGGAGGGCAAGCUCACCGUCUUCACGGAUGAGGCGCCGGAGGAGGGGAAGGAGUAUGCCAUCCGCACGGUGGGCCCGAGCGUGCAGGAGCUGUGGGUAUGUGGAGGAUUGGAGGGCUAUAUCCUCAAGGAGAUCCAACAGUCAUGAUACUCACCGCAAAAGUACUGACGAGUACGAUAUCAUUCACGGUAAUUUGUAGCACUAGUCAUAUAGGAAAUUUUUGCUUCGCUGUCUCAACUUGAGGAUGUUGAUCUGUGCGUG